This is a messenger RNA of Leptomonas pyrrhocoris, 5867 nucleotides long. RefSeq lists its product as hypothetical. Bases 2169 to 5867 code for a protein of 1232 amino acids. The transcript has a single exon. The record is from RefSeq and is a predicted model, not a curated record. NCBI's taxonomy places the organism in Eukaryota, Euglenozoa, Kinetoplastea, Trypanosomatida, Trypanosomatidae.
GAAUAAACAAAAAUAGGAGUCACAGUGAAAAGAGAAAACGAAGUGUUGUCACCGGCGUUCCAUCUCCAACACGCAUCGCGCCACAAAAAAACUUGAGAGCGCACAAGCAGCACGAAACCGACGUGAAAUAUAUAUCCCAGCCACCUUUCGGAGUCCAACAACGUUAGAGUAGAUCUAUUUGUGUGUUACUGAUUUAUCGAGAGUCUUCUUCCUUGAGCACCUUUUUUUUUUUCAUUUCUCUUUUCUGAUUUGCAUGGAUCUUUAUCUCAUUUUUUUCUUUUGAUAAUAUUGUCGCAGUGUGUUUGCAUUAACGCCACAUAGCAGCGAAGAGUUUUCUACGUGACGAACGUAUCUACACGAAUAGAUUAGAAAAAAAGAAUAUAUAUCUGCCCGCAAUAGUGCAUCGAUUCUCUUUCCGUUUUUCUCGGUGAGUGGUGGGUUUUUUUUUUCUGGAGAGGGAGGUGCAUCAACAACACACAAAAUCUGUUCGCUUGUAUGGUUUACGUUUUCUUUUCUUUCCUUUCUUCGUCUUGCGUUCCCCACCGCCUUGGCGAAUUCCGUCCAGAUCCGAAAACGCAAACUCACGGGAAGGCGCAAAAGCCUCUUUGUCAUUUCACCUUUGUUCAUCGCGUCUCCUCAACAUUUUCUCUCUUCUCUCUUUUUUUCCUUUGGUUCUUUUAAACAAUUUGAACUGUCAUUUAUUUGUGUUUGAUCACUACUGUUCCCCUUACCCUUACAUUUUAUAAACGCAUAUUUGUUUUCCUGCUGCGGUGUUUAUUCUUCUUCUUCUCCCUUUCCCGACCCGCUUUUCUCUCCCUCUCGUCUUCUCGUCCUGUGUGUUCUUCCACACACACACACACACGCACACGCGCCAAUUUUUUAACAAAGACCGAGUAUUUCUUUUUUGGAUUCUUCUGUGAGGCGUUGUUUUGGUUUUCUCUGUUCUUGUUAUUUAACGAGGAAGUUCUCUCUCUCUCUCUAUAUAUAUAUAUAUUUAUUUAUUUAUUUAUUUAUUUAUUUAUUUAUUCCUUUUGCGUGUACUUUUGAUGUUGUCGGCUGAAGAGAGACGGCGCAAAACGAAAACAAGGAGAGGAGACGCAGUUCGUCGCCUUCGUUGCAGACCGUGAUUAUGAUUGUUAGUUAUCAUCAUUUUUUUCAUUCCUUGUUGUUGCUGUUGUUAUUGUUGCCCGCUCUCUUCCCCUACUUUCCCUCUCUCGUCAACGACACGAUACAUAACUUGAUUUCUCAUUUUGGGACGUUUUUGUUAGACUCUUUGUUGGUAUUUUUAUAGUUAUUAUUAUUCUUACCGUUUUACGUCAAUCACAGCCGCAGCCCGCCGCUUCUCUCGGUCUGCUUCCGCGUUGUUGUUGUUUUUUUGGUUGGUAUUGGUCAUAUUUGAGUCGAAUUCAUCUCCGCUGUCUCUUUUGUUCCAGCGGAGGGAGACAAACCCACUCGAGCGUAACGCCGCCUCUUUCGGGAGGCCCUGUUGCCUUUACCUUUUUUCUUUCUUUCUUCUUUACCAUCUGUGAGUUUAUUGGGUGUUAUUAUUAUUGUUAUUGUUAUUAUUCGCUACUGUUGGUGUUGAGCAAAGCGCCGCUGCGUGCUGCGACGCAAAAGCAGAAGGCAAAUCACUCGAGGGCAUCGUCAUCAUGAGCGCACCGCAAAAUGCGUGCGACUCCGCUCGUCGCGGUCGCGCGUCACCACCGGCGAGAACGCCGCGCACGUCGACCACACCCCGCACCGCGGUGACGUCCUCGCCGUUUUCGCCGCACACCGCCCUCGCACCGCCACCACCGGCGUGGAUCAGCAACACACGCGUGGGGGAAAGGGACGUGAGGAGGGAGGCACGCACGCGGCCCGGCGCGCCCGUCAUCGCGGCGAGCGACGUCAACGCACUUCCUAGAAAGAAGAAGGUGAAGACGAAGACGAAGACGAAGACGAAGACGACAACGUCCGCAGGAGCCGGAAAGGAAAAGUCGAGAAGGCAAACUCGUCCCGCCACGGCGGCUUCCGGCACCUCACUGUCCACGACGCCGGUGGCGACCACGAAGAGUCACGGCAGUCCGCACGUUCGUCAGAGCUCGCUGCAGGCAACGUCAGAAAGCCACUGGCACGGUGAAGCACACGGCUUCAACAGCGCUAGCUCUCCCCCUCUUCCUCCUCCGCUCAUGGGUCUUUCGAUGUACGAUGACGACUCGGUGGAGCUCGAGGUUCCCUCGGAAACCAGCAGCAGUAGUUCGGACUUCGACUACAAGACGCAGCAGACGCCGAUGAGCACGCCGUCGCCCACAUCACGGCUUGUGUCGACGACAGCGGCGGAGUCGCUGCCGGUCGCUGCCUCCGCCUCCCCGACCACCACCACCGCCCACACGACGGCGGAGGGCGCGGACUGGACGCGGGCGUCGCCGCAGCUGGCGUCUUUGCCGGACAGCGUCGCUACUGCAAACGUGUCGUCGCCCCCGGCGGGGGAGGAGGAGGCGUUGCGUGCGACCCAACCACCACCACCACCGCCGCAGCACCAGCGAGCCGAGACGGCGAAGAUCGACCGGGAAGGCGGUGGUGGGGCUGCGGCUGCCGCUGCAGAGAAACGCCUUUCCAACGUCACGGCGGAGGCGCCGUCAAAGAACGCGGUGGGAGUCGAUCGGUCCUCACCGUCCUUGCGCACCCUACCCGUGAGUUGGCCGGCGAGCGAGGAGGACAGUUGCAACAACGAUCGAGCAACAACGGUAACAGCGUCACUACACUCGUCGUCGCCGUCGCCGGCGUCUCCCGCUCCUCCGCCGCCGCCUUCUUCUGUGCACGAUGACGCCGUAGCUGCCCCAACGAAUCUUACCAAAGCAGUCCCACUGAAAUCGCCAGCGUCGCCCGACGACCCUCGCAAGGUGGCAAAGAAGCGCGCCGCGACGCGCGAGAAGGCGUCUACCGCCCCCUCUCCUCCUUCUCCUUCUCCUUCCCCGCUUUCGCCUCUGCCCUCCGCGGUGCCGCCGCCAGCGAGCGUGGAAAACGCAACGGAAGCCGCGCAGCAGCAAAACGAGCGGCAGAGAGCGGCGAAGGCCAAAAGGGCAAACAUGUCCUGCAACGCCGCGGUGGCGGGUGGGGCGAAGCACACCGAGGAAGUCAGACCUACAGAGAAGAAAACGCUCGUGGAAACCCCACCAGCAACCGCGUGCAGCAAGCGGCCGCCACAUUACAUGACGGGCACGAGCGUGCGGCCUGUCGCUGGCGCCUCUCCUGCAGUUACUGCUGCUGCUGCUGCCCCGUCUUCAUCUACCGCGUCCCCCUCCCUACACAGUAUGCCACUCGUCCGUACACGAGUGGCCAGCUCACCCUCGUUGCAGCCCGCUCCGGACUCCCCACGCCUACAGCAACAGUCCCGGCAGCAACAGGAGCUAAGCACUGCGGCACCGCCAUCUACGCCGUCGCCAACGACCACACAAACAACCACCACUACAACAGCAAUAGCGAAGCUCAACAGCGUUGGUAAAGCUGAUUCGACAGGUGCGACGACGCGUGGCAGCCCGCCGCUCACGCCUCCUGCGCAACCGGCCAUCGCACCGGCGCGCUGCGCCUCACGCGCGUCUACGUCGUUCGCGGAGCCGUCACUUUCGCCGUCGGAGGACUCCGUCUCACGCCGCCGCGCUCGCCGGGCUGCGGUGACCGCCGCGGCUAUCGGCAACGUCAAUAAUAACGGCGGUGACGGUGCCGCUGCUGCCCCGUGUGUUGGCACGAGCACGCCGAAGGUGCCGGCGCUGCGCCGCGCGAACACCGAGCCCGUCAACGUCCGCAGCCGCGACGAGGGAGAACGGCACAAGUCGCACUCGCGACCCAAGACGGACGCCUCCUCCGUUGCGGCGGCACGACAGUCAUCCAGGGCAGACGUCGCCUCGCCCUCCCCCUCCACCCCGCCCCCGCAGGAGCCGCAGCCGGCCACGCUUUCUUUUGAGCUGAUGGACCGGUACAUCUACCAGAACGUGAUGGUCUACCCACCAGCGGUGAACGAGCGGAUUGAAAUGCCCCCGGUGAUGGAGCGUCCACUUUCCUACUACGAACUGGGGAUGUGCAGCCGCCACGCAGCGCACGUGCCGGCGCAUUACAAGCGGGCGCUGCUGCACGAGCAGCGUGCACUGCUGCGCAACGCGGCCUGGCUGCCCAUGACGACGGUGUUAGAUCAGCGCAGCGGCGGUGUCGGGGCGAUGAUGAUGGCGGAUUUCCGGCACAUGGCACGCGUGAUUCGCUACGCACAGGAGCGAGAGAACUGGAAGGCGGCGCUGACGCAGCGAGCCGCGUACGACGCGCAGUGUGCGGAGAUGAUUCACGCAGCGGCGAUGUCCAGCAGCACCAUGAUGAACAACUCCACCAAGUCAGCCAGUGGUGGUUGGCUGAAGGCGGCCAGUCCGUCCGCUCACCGCGACUUCUCAGCCACCGAGGUGGACGACGACAGCAAAUCAGCCUCGAAACGAGCGGGGUCUGCGUCUUCGGCGGCUCCGAGAGAGUACAGCGCGUUGUCCGCGUCUGCCAGUCGCGCCACGGCCACCGCUGUUAUAGCCGAUGCCAAAGCCACGACCACCACCGCCGCAACAGCAGCAGGAGCACCAAAGAAAGAGGCGGAAGACAUGGCCAAAGAUAAGAAGAAGAAGCAAAAGGAUAAGACCGAGAUGCCGGCGUUUUUGAGCUGGCUGGUGGAUGCUUUCAGCGUAGAGAGGAAGAGGGACAAGAAGUCAUCCAAGAAGGCGGCAGCGUCGCGGCCAGCACCCGUUGCGCGCCCCACCGCCGUCUCAGCACCAGCAACAUCCACCACCACCACCCCAACCACAUCCGCAGCAGCGUUGAAAGCGGCGAGUGAGCUUUCCGUGGCACCGACGCGACCCGCGGCCUCAGUAGUUUCCCCCAAUCCGCCUCCGCCCCUCCAAUGGGAAAACUCGAUCACCGUGUCCCUCUCCUCCACACUACUCAUACACGACGGGUCGGCUGCCGCCGCUGCACCUGCGCACGGCAACAUCAGCGGUAGCAACGCCGGCAACAACAGUGAUGAUGCUCGAUGUCGUCCUUACGCAGAGGACAGUUCGAGCACCCGGCCUGUCGCCGUCACCGUCGAAACGAGCCCCGCAGCCUGCCCUGCGGACGCCUCCUCGCCGUUUGCAGAGGACCUGCACGUCUCACGCUUUCCGGGGCGCAGCGUCAGCGGCGCCGGCUCGAUCGAGCUGCCGCCGCCGCCGAUCCCCGUCUUCCGCCUUUACCACUUCCACCCACUGGAGGUCGUGCAGGAGCUAAAGCGGAUGGUGUGGUGGGCGGCGGUGCACAAGUUUGUCGUGCUCCGCGUGCUCACGGGGACGAUCGCCACCGCACGCGCCGCCGCCGCUGCUGUCGUGGCGAAGGACGGUGAUGAUGACGUAUGCUCCUGCAAUGUGUCGCCGCGGCGCAAACGGCACGUCGCGGCAGCCGUGGCAGCCGCGGCGCGAGGAGAAGAGCGCGGUGCUGCCACAUCAUUGUCGGGUUCUCGCCCGCACCACAACUCGUUUGCCUCGCUAUCUUCGUUGGACUCGCGAUCGCCCUCAACGGAGUGCGUCAAUGACGCGCCGUACGAGGCGGCGUACUUCAACACCGUCUUGUUGACGCUGCGCAUCGAUCGUUGGCUAGUGCGGCACGCCGUGUUGACCCGGCGAGACGCGGCACGAGGCUUGGUGGAGCUGGAGGUGACGGAGCUGGCCGAGGCGGAGGCCGCCGAUGCAGCCCAGCGGGAGGAGAAAACGCUGGAGUCGCAGCUGGCACACCCGCUGACAAACAAUGAUAGUACUAGUACAGUGGAUCGGCAAGCGGCGUCCGCCUUGGCGUAUUUCUUCAACGCUGAGACGCAUACUCCUCGUUAG